Messenger RNA from Neoarius graeffei (lesser salmon catfish), 1698 nucleotides. RefSeq names its product phosphoglucomutase-1-like. Gene Ontology annotation, cellular component: cytosol. Gene Ontology annotation, molecular function: phosphoglucomutase activity; magnesium ion binding. The record is from RefSeq and is a predicted model, not a curated record. The transcript has 11 exons. Gene Ontology annotation, biological process: carbohydrate metabolic process. Bases 1 to 1698 code for a protein of 565 amino acids. Lineage: Eukaryota; Metazoa; Chordata; Actinopteri; Siluriformes; Ariidae.
AUGGAGAACAGUCCUCUACAGGUGCUGCAUCUCGACACCGUUCCGUAUCCUGACCAGCGGCCCGGCACCAGCGGCCUCAGGAAGAAUGUCCGUGUUUUCCAGUGCAAAAGGAACUAUCUGCAAAACUUCAUCCAGAGUGUCUUCUCCUCCAUCGACUUGCGAGACCGCCAAGGCUCCACCAUGGUAGUGGGAGGAGACGGGCGCUACUUCAACACCACCGCCAUCCAGGUCAUAGUACAGAUGGCAGCAGCCAAUGGGGUGGGCCGACUGGUGAUUGGUCAGAAUGGCAUCAUGUCCACACCGGCUGUGUCGUGCGUAAUCAGGAAGUUCAAAGCGAUUGGUGGAUUUGUGCUCACCGCCAGUCACAACCCUGGAGGACCAGACGGAGACUUUGGCAUAAAGUUCAACAUCGCUAACGGAGGGCCUGCACCCAGCGCUGUGACAGAUAAAAUCUUUCAGAUAAGCAGGGGUUUAGAGGAGUACGCCAUCUGCCCCGAACUCACAGUGGAUCUGACCAGACUCGGCAAGCAGAGUUUCGACCUGGAGAACAAAUUCAAACCCUUUACAGUUGAGAUUGUAGAUCCAGUGGAAUCCUACGCCAACAUGCUGAGGAACAUCUUUGACUUUGCGGCACUGAAGGAGCUUCUAUCAGGCCAGAACCACAUAUGCAUCCGGUUAGAUGCCAUGCACGGAGUGGUUGGCCCAUAUGUGAAAAAGAUCCUGUGUGAAGAACUGGGUUCUCCUGCCAACUCGGCCAUUAACUGCGUCCCUCAGGAGGACUUCGGCGGCCAGCUUCCAGAUCCGAACCUGACCUACGCUGCAGAACUGCUUGAGACCAUGAAGAGCGGCCAGUUUGACUUUGGAGCUGCCUUCGAUGCUGAUGGUGACCGUAACAUGAUCUUAGGGAAAAACGGCAUUUUCGUUAACCCCUCAGAUUCGGUUGCUGUUAUUGCAGCAAACAUCUUCUGCAUCCCUUACUUUCAGCACAUGGGAGUGAGAGGCUUCGCCAGGACAAUGCCCAGCAGUGGAGCGCUCGACAAUGUGGCUAAAGCAACCAAGAUUCAACUGUAUGAAACUCCAACUGGUUGGAAGUUCUUUGGAAAGCUGAUGGACGCUGGUCGCCUUUCACUGUGUGGAGAGGAGAGCUUCGGCACAGGUGCGGAUCAUAUCCGUGAGAAGGAUGGGCUUUGGGCUGUGCUCGCCUGGCUCUCCAUUCUUGCUUUUAGAAAACAGAGUGUUGAGGAAGUCAUGAUCGAUCACUGGAAAACCUACGGCAGGAACUACUAUACCAGGUACGACUACGAGGACGUCGAGAUCGACGUGGCAGUGGACCUGAUGCUGGAUCUCGAGGUGAUCAUUACAGACAAGGCAUUCACUGGACAGAUGUUCACCAUCGGCGAGAAAACCUACAAGGUGGAGAAAGCAGACAACUUUGAAUAUAACGACCCUGUAGAUGGAAGCGUCACAAGGAACCAGGGCCUGCGGAUUAUAUUCAAAGGGAGUUCUCGCAUUAUUUUUCGCCUAAGUGGAACCGCAUCAGGUGCCACAAUACACCUCUACAUCGACAGCUAUGAGAAAGACAAAAAUGAGAUUUUACAGGAUCCACAGGUGAAGUUGGCUGACCUGUUGAACAUCGCACUGAAGUUGUCGCAGCUGUAUGAGAGGACGGGAAGAACCAGUCCAACUGUCAUUACAUGA